Molecule: messenger RNA, 1017 nt
Organism: Xyrichtys novacula (pearly razorfish)
Lineage: Eukaryota; Metazoa; Chordata; Actinopteri; Labriformes; Labridae
Source: the annotation of a GenBank genome assembly
AUGCCUUCUCCGAUCCCUGUCACCCGUCUGCUGCCCAAAGACAUCUUCCCCUCUCUUGAUAUGGGCAUCUGCAGCAGUCCGCUCACCAAACACUCCCACAGCUCCACGUUACAAGUCCCAGUGCGGCGGUUCCACGGAGCAACCACAAGCCGGCUGUGGUCCUCUGUGAUCAACUGGAAGGAGUUACGCUCCGUGCAGCCUGUUGGUUCCGGAGGGUUCGGCUCCGUCUACAGAGCGGCGUACUUUGGAGAGACUGUUGCGCUUAAGAAAGUCAAGAAGUGCACGAAGAACAAGCUGGCGUCCCGGCAGAGCUUCUGGGCCGAGCUGAACGCAGCACACCUGCGGCACAGGAACAUCGUUCGGGUCAUCGCUGCGACCACCUGUGUACCGGAGGACUUUGGAGAUGAGUCCAGCAUUGGUACGGUACUGAUGGAGUUUGUGGGGAGAGAAAACCUACAACAGAUCAUAUACGGGAGUGCUGCGCCGCUGGAAGAGGACCGGUGGCUCAGGUACUCCGAGGACAUUGCGCAUGGCUUGCGGUUCCUUCACUCCCACAACGUUGUGCAUCUCGACAUCAAACCAGCAAACAUUUUAGUUUCAAGUGAAGACGUCUGCAAAAUUGCCGAUUUUGGCUGCUCUUUAAAACUGGACCAUGGUUGUGAAGCCAGCCCUAUCAGCCCUUAUCUGAGCCACGUUGGCGGCACGUACACACACAGAGCCCCGGAGCUGCUGAGAGGUGAGGGGGUCUCUCCUAAAGCAGAUAUUUACUCCUUCGGGAUCACCAUGUGGCAGCUGAUCUCAAGGGAACAGCCUUACACUGGCGAGAGGCAGCACGUGCUGUACGCGGUUGUGGCGCACAAUCUGCGCCCGUCUCUGCACAUAAACUCGGUAUUUCAGUCCAAACUGGGGCAGAGGUGUAAAACUCUUGUGGAGCGGUGCUGGAGCAGGGAUGUCAGCUGUAGACCCACUGCACAUGAGUUGUUACCUCACCUGGAGCAGCUUCGCUCCCAAGUAUGA